Molecule: messenger RNA, 1614 nt
Organism: Metopolophium dirhodum (rose-grain aphid)
Lineage: Eukaryota; Metazoa; Arthropoda; Insecta; Hemiptera; Aphididae
Exons: 13
Coding region: 49-1614 (521 amino acids)
Biological process (GO): glutathione metabolic process
Molecular function (GO): glutathione transferase activity
Source: RefSeq, a predicted model, not a curated record
UAAGAGGAUAUAUAUAUAUAUAUAACAUCGUGACAGUUUUUUAAAAAAAUGACUUCAACGUUAUUAAAGUAUAAUAUCAUACUUAUAGUACUAUGCAUCGGAAUGUCAUUAAUUCAUAAUUCGUCAGGAGCGACCGAUCGUCUUGAGUUUUUCAAAUAUAAUUGUAGAAAGGAUAUCAACUUAUACUUCAAUCCUAUGAAUCCGCCAUGCAGAUCCGUUUUGUUGGCACUGGAAGCUUUGAAUUUAGAAAUUAACUUAAUAAAUAUACGUCUCUCCGCCAAUAAAAAACCAAUAGAACAUUUCCUCAAAACAAAUUAUAAGUACACUAUACCGGUAAUACAGGAUGGUGACUUUGUUUUAUCGGGGAGUCAUGCAAUCAUUGUGUACUUGGUUCGAAAAUACGGAGGAAAAGACGAUCAUCCGCUGUACCCCAAUGACCCGAAACUUCAAGCGCAGGUCAACCAAAGACUGCAUUUUGACAACGGCACCUUGUAUCCGGCUUUUAAAAUUCAAUACAACAAAUGGAUUUACUAUAGAAUAGCGAAAACCAAAGAAAGAGAGUAUAAAAUCCACAAAACUCUCGAGUUUUUAGAAAAUGUUCUGAAAAAAUCUCCUUGGACAGCCGGCGAUUCAAUGACUGUGGCCGAUUUCUCUUUGGUCGCUUCCAUUUCAACCUUUCAGGUUGCCGGUGUUGACUUGAAUAAGUACGACAAUAUAAAUAAAUGGUUUAUAAAGUGCACAAAUACAAUGGCCGGAUACGAAAAUGUUAAUAAGAAUGGAAUCACUUUAUUUAAUACUCUGUUAAAUUAUUUUUCUAAAAAAAUGACCUCAACGUUAUUAAAUUUUAAUGUCAUACUUAUAGUACUAUGCAUCGGAAUGACAUUAACUCAUACUUCGUCAGGAGGUAAAUAUCAAUUUUUAUUUAUAAAAAAGGAUAUCAACUUAUACUUCGAUCCUAUGAAUCCGCCAUGCAGAUCCGUUUUGUUGGCUCUGGAAGCUUUGAAUUUGGAAAUUAACUUAAUAAAUAUACGUCUCUCCACCAAUAAAAAACAUAUAGAACAUUUCCUCAAAACAAAUUAUAAAUACACUAUACCGGUAAUACAAGACGGUAACUUUGUUUUAUCGGGGAGUCAUGCAAUCAUUGUGUACUUGGUUCGAAAAUACGGAGGAAAAGACGAUCAUCCGCUGUACCCCAAUGACCCGAAACUUCAAGCGCAGGUCAACCAAAGACUGCAUUUUGACAACGGCACCUUGUAUCCGGCUUUUAAAAUUCAAUACAACAUGUGGAUUUACCAUAAAAUACUGAAAACCAAAGAAAAAGAGGAUAAAAUCCAUGAAGCUCUCGAGUUUUUAGAAAAUGUUCUGGAAAAAUCUUAUUGGGCAGCCGGUAAAUUAAUGACUGUGGCUGAUUUUUCUUUGGUCACUUCCAUUUCGACCUUUAAGUCUGUCGGUGUUGACUUGAAGAAGUAUGACAAUAUAAAUGAAUGGUUUAGAAUGUGCACGAAUACAAUGGACGGAUACGAAAAGGUUAAUAAGAGUGCACUCAAUUUCCUGAUUUCUCUGAUAAAUUAUCAGAAAGAAUUUGAUAAAUUAAAUCGAACGCAGAGUCUAUAA